Entrophospora sp. SA101 is the source of this 1524-nucleotide messenger RNA. Lineage: Eukaryota; Fungi; Glomeromycota; Glomeromycetes; Entrophosporales; Entrophosporaceae. The record is from the annotation of a GenBank genome assembly.
AUGGAGGGCAUUCCAGUUCCUGUGCCAGUCUCAACGCCAAUAUACCAAAAAUUCGAAGAAAAUAAUCCUGAAGUUAGUCUUUGCGUGUAUAAAUGGUCUAAUGAAAAUAAGCGUCUUGAGUUCCAGUAUAUAUACAAAGAGGUUAAUCUUCUGGUUAUCUCAGAGCCAGAUGAAAUAGAAAAUCCGCGCUCGCAUUAUUGUAUUAUUAAAGAUAUCCAUAGACUGGUUUAUAACCAUAGUAAGCACAAAGAGCGGAAAUACCUUUGCCAAUAUUGCCUUCAUGAAUGUUCAGGAAUAAAUGGCGCGCCACAAGAGCCAAAAGUUCCAAAAUUAGAAAAGAGCACCAAGGCGUUCUAUAACCAUAAAUGCAUGCCCAAUCCUUACCGAAUAUUUUGGGACCUCGAAUGCUUAACUACAAAGCUAACCCCGGAAGAGAAGGCCCAAUUAACCCGACCUGAUGCAUUAGAAAAAUUUGUAGAUAAAUUGGAAAUAGAGCUAGCAGAAAUUCAGACAGAUUUAUCCACACCUGCAGAAAUGGUUAUGGAACCUGGGGACUAUACAAGGCAUAGAAUGGCAACGGAAUGUUGGAUUUGCAAGAAAGAAUUUCCAAAUCAAAAUAUGCUCAAAACAAUGGUUUGUUGCCCUAAUACCGGAAAUUAUAAAGGAGCAUCACACCAAGGAUGUAAGCGAAAAAAUGAAAUAAUUGGUCCAAAAUGGUAUCAACAGCCUAGUAUUCCAGAUAAUGGAAUAUUCAAAGAAGCGUACAAAUUACCUCUUGAAUGUCAUAAUUAUCGAGGAUAUGAUUGCCAUAUACUUAUGGAAAUUGUAGCUAAAUUUACAGCAGAUAAAAUAAAAUGUAUUCCAGAAAACAUAGGAAAAUAUAAGGCUAUGGAUGUGGGCCAAUUGCGCUUUUUAGAUAGUUUUCAACAUAUGUCUAUGGGCCUCGAAAAACUUGUUGCAACUAUGGAUGGCAAUCUAGAAAAGUUUCCCCUAACUAUAAAGCAUUUUACCGAUAAAGGCUAUACAUUAGACCAAAUCAAGUUUCUAUUUCGAAAAGGAGUUUUUCCAUAUGACUGGACCAAUUCUUGGGAUAAAUUCGAAAAAACGGCUUUACCGCGAAGAAAGGAUUUCUAUUCUAUACUUAAUCAGCAAAAUAUUAGUAAAGCGGACUAUUCCUAUGCCCAAGAAGUCUGGAAAAAAUUUGAAAUGAAAAAUUUUGGUGAAUACCAUGAUUUAUAUCUUGAAACAGAUGUACUCCUACUUGCCGAUGUAUUUAUGAAUUAUACCAUUAUGUGUUUGAAAGAUAAUGGCUUAGACCCUUCCCAUUACGUUUCAGCUCCUGGUAUGUUUAAUGAUUCUUUAUACAAAAGUAGUGGGGCUGAAAUAAAACUUAUAACAGAUAUGGAUCAAUAUUUGUUAGUUGAAAAAGGAAUCCGUGGGAGCAUGUCCAUGGUUAGCCAACGUUAUGCCAAAGCUAAUAAUCCGCAAUGUCCUGAUUAUGAUGAAAGCAAGCCGAAUUCAUGG